AUGUAUUCAGUACGGCAGAGCUGCCAAUCCGCGCUGCGGGCCUCGCGCUAUGCGUGUCUGUAUGCCCACAGCCCCGCGCGCGCCUUUUCAUCCAGCCCCGCCUACUCAAGAGGCGCUCUUCCCAGCUUCCUCCCCCCGUCCUCGCCCGACCUCGCCUCUCUCCUCUCCGCCUUCAAUUCCAAGGUCCUGCUGCCGUGCCACCUCACAUCAGAGCAGCAAAAGCUCGUCUACUCGCAAGAAGCCCGCGCCAAGCUCGAGGCCGAGCCAGUGGAAAUCACCCUGGGCGAUGUCACUCUCCCCCUCGAGCACAUCGACCGCAACAAGCUGCCCAGCCGCUGGCACACGCUACGUGACAUUGUGAGGAAGAGCGAAACCACGGACGACUGGGAAAAUGUCCUGCGAUGCCUCGAGGGCUUCGAGGAGGCCGGCAUCAAGGUCAAAUGGGAAUGGCAACAGAUGGUUAUGAGGGCUCUCGGCAAUGCUGGCAGGCAGAACCUUAUCAUCAAGGCGCUGCAACGGCCAAAGGCCUCAGGCAUCCGCCUAUACAACUGGGGUGUGUUACUCCAGGUUCUGAGAGCCGUACACGACCAGGCCGUCAUGGUCGAUUGGCAACAAGAAGAGACGAUGAAAGCCCUGAAGAUGGCAAACCAGGUCGUCGAACUCAUGGAAAACAAGCUGCACUGCGAGGGUGACUGGGUCCCCAAAACAGACGUCGGUGACUGGAGGGGUCACCCCGCCGUUGUCGCGCUGCCUACCGAGAUGACUGCCGUCAUUGCUGAAAAGUACGGCGGCGACAAGGAGGCUGUCCAGAAAAUGGCGAACCGCUUGGUAGCUGCCAUUGAGCAGAUCGACUACAUGACCACCGUCAACACCAUUGCCGCCUACGCAGGCCAACCCCCUGAAGAAUUCGCAAAAAGCAUCCACAGACAGGGCUUCAUAUUGCAACUUUGUAGUAAACUCAUCGAACUCGCCAUUGUCUGGAACGCGCUCAAAACCUCACGCAAAGUGCUCGCCGCCGACAUGCCCUCUGCCACGGAAGCACAGCAGUACGAGGCCAAAAUCGAACACGUCAUCAUGCAAGGCGUGGCCAAGCUCAACAGCCUGCAAACAAUCAAGGGGCCCGAGUUCCGCUCUAGCACGGCCAAUUAUGUCAUGGAGAUGGUGGAGAAGUGUCAAUAAGCGCUAGAGUCGAGGCGUGCUCUGCUGUAGGAAUUAGUUGUUUGAGUUGGUCAGUGACGAGUUACAUGAUAGGAGCUAGUCUCCCUAUGUAUAAAUAUAAAAAGAAUACACUGCAUCUGU
This is a messenger RNA of Exserohilum turcica Et28A, 1299 nucleotides long. RefSeq lists its product as uncharacterized. The transcript has 3 exons. The record is from RefSeq and is a predicted model, not a curated record. The coding region runs from base 1 to 1179 and encodes 392 amino acids. NCBI's taxonomy places the organism in Eukaryota, Fungi, Ascomycota, Dothideomycetes, Pleosporales, Pleosporaceae.